Molecule: messenger RNA, 1049 nt
Organism: Onthophagus taurus
Lineage: Eukaryota; Metazoa; Arthropoda; Insecta; Coleoptera; Scarabaeidae
Source: RefSeq, a predicted model, not a curated record
CAGAAAAUUGAAUAUCGAUUAAUUUGUAUUCAAUUUGUUGGUUGAAAAAUCUCUUCCUGAUCGGAUCGAGAAAAAAUGUCGUAUCCUAUAAAUCCUAUUACCAAAACAGAAUUAAAAGCAAUUUAUAAAAAUCUUGGAAUAAAUGAAGAAAGACAUCAAAGAAUUUUGGAGGUUUUUAUAGAUUGGAUAAAAUGCCAACCACAUUUACCGGAUAAUAUUGAAAAUGGAUAUUACUCAAAUUUCUUGCUGUUGUGUAAAGAUGAUUUGGCAAAAACUAAAGAAAAAUUCGAAACGAAUAUCAUCGCUAGAAAAAGCACGCUGAUUUUUAAUUACGAUUUGGAACUCUCAAUGGAUUGUAUAGAAGAAACGAAUUUGGCAAGAACUUUUGUUCCAUCAAAAAGACUAACAGCUGAAGGAUACAGAGUUAUUUAUGUUUCAUUACCGAAAGAUCCAAAACAUUUUGAUACAACAAAUCAAAUCAAAUAUGAAGGAAUGAUUCUUGACAGAUUAACGAUGGGCGAGCCAUUUUCCGGAGUGGUUGUCGUGGCAGAUUUUAUUAAUUGUACAUCAGAUAUACUAACUAAAACCGAAAUUUCUGUAGUAAUGAAUUUUGUACAUUUUUACUUGCAAGCAAUUCCUCAGCGAUUGAUGCAUUACCAUAUGAUAAACGUAACAUCGUUUGCAAAACCGAUAAUAGCUAUGGUAAAAUCAGUUAUGUCAGAAAAAUUAAAGAAAAGGUUCCUUUUUCAUGAUAAACCCGAAAACGUUUUGGAUUAUCUCUCAAAAGAUUUUAUUCCGGUGCAAUAUGGUGGUACCAUAAACAUUGAAAGUGUAGCUAAUGAAUGGUUAAGUUAUUGGAAAGAAAACAACGAAUGGAAAACGAAUCUCUCCAAACUUAAAUUAACAGGGGAAAUUCCUAAAGGAAAACUUCAUUUAGAUCAGAAUUCUGGUUUUGGAACAGAUGGAACAUUUAGAAAUAUGCAAGUUGAUUGACUACGAAUAAUAAGAAAAAUCGUUUCUAAUCGGAUAAACAAUAAAAUUCAAUUUUG